AUGCCUCCCCCCGAUCAAAACGGGCCUGAUGGCUCAUCACUUAAACCCGUCUCCUCCCUAAGAGCCAAGUUCGAGAACAUGAACAAGGGCGAACCUGCGCCUGCACCUGCCCCCGCGCCUGUCCUUCCGUCGGGCCCUUCUCCGCCUCGAACAAUCUCACCGGGCCCGAAGCCUGAGUUCCUUCGAGAUGCAGCCAAGUCUACCGAAAGCCUUCCGAUACCCCCGAGACCGAGAGAACGUGGCAGCAUCUCGACACCGUCUCUUCCUCCUCCGCUGCACGAGCCUGUCCCUCGAUCGCCGGGCCGCUCCCUGGGCAUACCUCCCACUUUGAAGCCGGAGCCCGUGAAAGCCCCCUCCGUCAUGGUAGAGCCUCCUCAAUCUCCUCCGAAGAACUCUGUUUCCAGAUUCGCGCCUGCCGAGACCCCGGCUUUCUUGAACGCUGAGUCCGGCGCAUCAACUCCGACAACUCCCACUACCGCGCGGCAGUUCAAGAUCCCGAGUCGGCCCCAUACCCCCUCUCUCGAACCGAAUCGGCGCAGCCCAAGGCUGUCGGCCUCCCAACCGCCCUCUCCCCCGCCCCCGAGAAGGUCUGGCGAGAUUCGCAGAGACAACAGACCCGCCGUCCCGCCGCCUAUCAACCGUGCUGAAAAGCCGUCAAUGCAGUCUCAGCCGAGGCCCUCGUUUUUCGCUGAUCAUGUUGUAACCGCCAAUAGACACAAGCUGAAGCCGGAGACCUCUCCGUUCAGCAGCCCGCCUAGUAGCCCCGAACCGGCACCCCCGGUGCUUCCUACGAGGCCAAAGGCGCCUGCCACGCAUUCGGAUCCGCCGCCUCAACAGCAACGGGGAAGGACACUGGAUGUUGGAUUUGCACCUCCGCCUGUACAUCACUCGAUCAUGACGAAGAGAAACCAGCGGGACCAGGAAACGAAUGGAUUUGUAAAGGGCCAAAUCACGCCUCAAAUUACUGGCGAGACCCGUCCUUCCGUACCAGCGCUCCCCGCGAGACCGCAUACGACCGCCGAGCCACCACCACGGCCCCUUUCUAUGACCAUGAAGCCGCCCCCACGACCCCCAAGGCCUGGUGUCAACACAAAUCCAGUCUCCGAGGCUCAACCACCGCCCAAACGUAUUGUUUCGACCCCCACAACCCAUCUUCCGCCACCUACCCGGUUGCCUGGACGUGCCAAUACGGUGACUGACAGAACAUCAGAGAGGACCACGCCUCGCCCGCCGCCACCACAACCUCCCAUCUCGCACCCUCCUCAACCCGUGCAACACCCAUCGCCGCCGCCGCCGCCAGCCGAGACGACGACUGCUCUCAUCCCAUCGAGCAAUCAUUCAAAGGUUGAUGUCAACGGCUCGAGCCAGUCCUUCCCGGAUCCUUCCAACGUCAACCGGAGACCCCCCUAUAUCAAGCAAGGUAUGCACGAAAUCCAGACCAAGUACGAUCCCAGAACAUUCGACGUUUGCGGCGACCUGGUUUGCACCACUGGCCACUUGACCCGAGUUUGGAGUUUGCGGGAUGGUGAACUCCUUAUGAGCUUUGCCCACGGCGAGGGCAUCAAGGCCACAGCAGUGGCGUUCAAACCUGGUAAUAAUGUGGAUGAGGAAGGCGAACGCCUAUGGAUUGGUAACAACUUUGGCGAGCUAAUGGAGGCCGACAUUGCGACGCAAAGUGUGAUUGCAAAUAAGCCGAGUGCCCAUGGCCGUCAUGAAGUCAUCAAAAUUUACCGCCACUUCAACGAACUGUGGACACUGGAUGAGACGGGCGGACUUCUCGUUUGGGGUCCGGAUGAGACCAGCACGCCAAAUUUGACGAAUAACUCACACCAAGCAUUCCGACUACCGAAAGGCCACACGUUCUCGAUGAUAAUUGGGGACGAGCUGUGGCAUGCGACUGGGAAGGAAAUUCGGGUGUUUGCUCCCAGUACAGAUGGGCAGACCCAGUUCCAAGUUCUUGUGAGGCCUAUGAUGCAGGAUACCGCUGGAGAAGUUACCUCCGGAUGCCAAGUCCGGUCGCAACCUGGCAAGGCCUUCUUUGGUCAUGCGGAUGGCAAGGUUUCGAUUUACAAUACGCAAGACUUCGCUUGUCUCGGGAUUAUCAACCUGAGCUCUUGGAAGAUCAACUCCAUCGCAGGUGUUGGUGAUUAUUUGUGGGCGGGAUUCAACACAGGUAAAGUCUGUGUUUACGACAUGGCGACAACACCGUGGUCUGUCAAGAAAGACUGGCAGGCCCACGACAAGAACCCAGUUGUGAAGCUCGUUUCGGACGCUUCCAGCGCUUACCGAAUGGAUCGUCACCAGGUAAUAUCUCUCGGUGCAGACAACGUGCUUCGCACUUGGGACGGCCUGCUGCAGGAUGACUGGCACGAGACGGAAAUGAAGGGCAUGGACACCCAGUACUGCGAGUUCCAAGAUCUCAAGGUGCUAUGUAUGACCUGGAACGCCGGUGCAUCUACGCCUCACAGUCUUCGAUACGCUGAAGAGGACGCGGAAUUCAUCAAGAGUCUGUUACAAGCAAAUAGCUCACCCGAUAUCCUGGUUUUCGGGUUCCAGGAGCUAGUUGACUUGGAGGACAAAACCGCCACAGCCAAACGUUUCUUGAAGGUCAAGAAGAAAGAGGGAUCAGACCAGGAGCGAAUGAGCCAUCAAUACCGCGACUGGAGAGACUUCUUGCUGAAAAGCCUCGAUGAUUACAUGCCGCAUGAUUGUCUAUACCACCUGCUGCACACUGCCACUCUUGUUGGUCUGUUCACCUGCAUUUUUGUCAAGUCGACGCUUAGAGAUCGCGUUCGAAACUUGAGCGCAUCGGAGGUCAAGCGUGGCAUGGGCGGCCUCCACGGCAACAAAGGUGCCAUUGUUGUCCGUUUUAUGGUCGACGACUCCUCACUUUGCUUCAUCAAUUGUCAUUUGGCAGCGGGUCAAUCACAGGCCAACAGUCGUCACAACGAUGUGGCGGCCAUUCUCGAAGCGCAAAUUCUCCCCCCUGAGCGAGACCCUAAUAUGCGUCUGGACAGCUUCGUUGGUGGUGGAGACGGCACUAUGAUCUUGGAUCAUGAGCUCUGCCUCCUGAACGGUGAUCUCAACUACCGCAUCGACACGAUGUCGCGCGAUACUGUGGUUAUUGCUGUUAAACAAAAUAACUUGGCCAAGCUACUCGAGCGAGAUCAGCUCCUUGUAGCAAAGAGACGGAACCCAGCCUUCAAGCUCCGCGCAUUUGACGAGAUGCCAAUCACCUUUGCACCUACGUACAAGUAUGAUGUCGGCACAGACAACUACGACACUAGUGAGAAGAAGCGCUCGCCAGCCUGGUGCGAUCGAUUACUGUACCGCGGAGGAGGCAGGAUAAAGCAAAUUGACUACAAGCGCCACGAGGUCCGCGUAUCCGAUCAUAGACCUGUCACCGGACGAUUCAAGUUCACGGUUAAGAAGGUCCAGCCAAAGGCGCGAGCCAUGGCGUGGGUAGAUUGCGUGUCGAGGUUUGAAGACCUGCGACUGCGCGAACUCAAUGAUGACAAGAUAUCCUAUCUGACGACUGUUAUUGGUUACGACGCCGCCACUGCUCAAAGCAUUCUCAACCCGCAGAGCGAGGCAUGA
Messenger RNA from Colletotrichum gloeosporioides, 3597 nucleotides. Its product is annotated as putative inositol polyphosphate 5-phosphatase C9G1.10c. NCBI's taxonomy places the organism in Eukaryota, Fungi, Ascomycota, Sordariomycetes, Glomerellales, Glomerellaceae. Gene Ontology annotation, biological process: phosphatidylinositol dephosphorylation. The coding region runs from base 1 to 3597 and encodes 1198 amino acids. Gene Ontology annotation, molecular function: protein binding; phosphatidylinositol-4,5-bisphosphate 5-phosphatase activity. The transcript is spliced from 4 exons. The record is from RefSeq and is a predicted model, not a curated record.